This is a messenger RNA of Hibiscus syriacus, 2033 nucleotides long. RefSeq names its product phosphatidylinositol/phosphatidylcholine transfer protein SFH13-like. NCBI's taxonomy places the organism in Eukaryota, Viridiplantae, Streptophyta, Magnoliopsida, Malvales, Malvaceae. The transcript is spliced from 14 exons. The record is from RefSeq and is a predicted model, not a curated record. The coding region runs from base 83 to 1960 and encodes 625 amino acids.
AUCAGGAUGGUUUUUUUACAUUCUAUUGAACAACAUUAAUAGCUUCAAAGACCAAAAGAUUUUCCUUUUCAAUUGCGCAGAGAUGUCAGAAAUUGGGGCAAAUGAUGAGAGCAGAGAUAGAAGGUCUGAUUUUGAUAACUCUGAGGAUGAGAGGAGGAGAUCCAAAAUUGGGAAUCUGAAAAAGAAGGCCAUAAAUGCAUCCAACAAGUUCACUCAUUCUCUUAAGAAAAGAGGGAAGCGGAAAAUAGAUUACAGGGUCCCUGCUGUAUCUAUUGAGGAUGUAAGGGAUGCAAAAGAGGAGGGUGCCGUUCAUGAGUUGCGUCAAAAGCUUCUCCAUGAGGAUUUGUUGCCACCUAGGCAUGAUGAUUAUCAUACUUUGUUGAGAUUCUUGAAAGCUAGAGAGUUUAAUAUUGAGAAAACAAUCCAGAUGUGGGUAGAGAUGCUUAAAUGGAGUAAAGAGUUUGGAACAGAUACCAUUUUGGAGGAUUUUGAAUUUGAAGAGCUAGAGGAAGUAUUGCAAUACUAUCCCCAAGGGUACCAUGGAGUUGACAAGGAAGGGAGACCUGUUUAUAUUGAGCGGCUAGGAAAAGCCCAUCCAAGUAGGCUUACGAAAAUCACCACCAUAGAUCGAUAUCUGAAGUAUCAUGUCCAAGAGUUUGAGAGAGCUCUAUUGGAGAAAUUCCCUGCUUGUUCAAUUGCUGCAAAGCGACAAAUAUGUUCAACAACUACUAUAUUGGAUGUACAAGGACUGAGCAUGAAGAAUUUUAGCAGGACUGCUGCAAAUCUUUUGGCUGCCAUGAGUAAAAUAGACAACAGUUAUUACCCUGAGACAUUACACAGAAUGUAUGUAGUCAAUGCUGGUCCUGGAUUCAAGAAGAUGCUUUGGCCUGCUGCUCAGAAAUUCCUGGAUGCAAAGACAAUUGGGAAGAUAAAUGUCUUGGAGCCCAAAUCUCUCGGUAGGCUACUCGAGGUCAUCAACUCUAGUCAAUUGCCAGAUUUCUUAGGAGGGUCAUGCAGCUGCUCUACAGAUGGAGGGUGUCUUAGAUCCAAUAAAGGUCCAUGGAAUGAUCCAGAGAUAAUGAAGAUUGUACAUAAUGCGGAGGCAACAUUUGUGAGGCAAAUUACUAGUGUAUCGAAUGACCAGCAUAACUAUGAAUCUUAUAUUCAGAUACGACCACUAAAGGGAAUGACUAGUGACACAUCAGUAGCGGAGUCUGGGUCAGAGAUGGAUGACCAGUGUUCUCCAAUUGGACGAACAAGUUCUGCGUUUUCUUGUUUGUCACCAGUUCGUGAAGAAGUGAGGGUGUCAGAUCCAAAUGCUUAUUAUAGUUGUGAUGAUGGUUUCCCUGUGAUUGAGAAAACUAUAGGAAGUACACAAGGACUGACAUAUUCCCCAUAUCAGUUGCCCAAUUCUAGUAAUGUGGAUAGCCAGUCUCAUGAAAGAGCAUCUUCUCGUUCAGAAGGAACUUCAAUCACACAUUUGUUGGACACUGUUAAGGAAAAGUUUGGGAGAAGGAAUAUUCAUUCUGUGGCAAAAAUUCUAAUAGCUUUAUUGGUUAGACUGGCUGCUUUUAUUCGCACCGUUCAAUUUGAAUCUUGGAGAAGGCCAAACUAUAUUCAUCCUUCCAAUACAAUGGAACCCAACACAAAUAGCCAUUCAAAUUCAACAGUGCUAGAAGCUGUUAAGGAAGAAGACCAUAUCCGUCCUUGUAUUGAGCGUCUUCAGAAACUCGAGAAAGCAUUUGAAGAACUUAGCAACAAGCCUCCUGUUAUUCCCGUAGAAAAGGAGAAAAUGCUCAUGGAAUCUCUGGACCGGAUCAAAUCUGUCGAGUUUGACCUUGACAAAACUAAGCGAGUCCUACAUGCUACAGUAAUGAAGCAACUUGAGAUUGCCGAGUGGCUGGAUAAUAUACGAGCAUCUAAAUAUCGACAACGAAGAUUGUUUUUAUGUGGAGAUUGACAGAUGUUCUAGGCGACGUUGGAUUGAGGCUCUAGGAGUAGGAGGUUGAUGCUGACAAAGUUCAUCUGGGGCC